AUGUGUGAAUUCAAGUCAAGUGCGAUAGAAAGCAGGAAGGGAGACCAAGUCACGCUCGUGGACCAAGGCGCGCUCGUGGACCAAGGCGCGCUCGUGGACCAAGGCGCACGCGUGGACCAAGGCGCGCGCGUGGACCAAGGCGCGCCCCCGGACCAAGGCGCGCCCCCGGACCAAGGCGCGCCCCCGGACCAAGGCGCGCCCCCGGACCAAGGCGCGCCCCCGGACCAAGGCGCGCCCCCGGACCAAGGCGCGCCCCCGGACCAAGGCGCGCCCCCGGACCAAGGCGCGCCCCCGGACCAAGGCGCGCCCCCGGACCAAGGCGCGCCCCCGGACCAAGGCGCGCCCCCGGACCAAGGCGCGCCCCCGGACCAAGGCGCGCCCCCGGACCAAGGCGCGCCCCCGGACCAAGGCGCGCCCCCGAGCCAAGGCGCGCCCCCGGACCAAGGCGCGCCCCCGGACCAAGGCGCGCCCCCGGACCAAGGCGCGCCCCCGGACCAAGGCGCGCCCCCGGACCAAGGCGCGCCCCCGGACCAAGGCGCGCCCCCGGACCAAGGCGCGCCCCCGGACCAAGGCGCGCCCCCGGACCAAGGCGCGCCCCCGGACCAAGGCGCGCCCCCGGACCAAGGCGCGCCCCCGGACCAAGGCGCGCCCCCGGACCAAGGCGCGCCCCCGGACCAAGGCGCGCCCCCGGACCAAGGCGCGCCCCCGAGCCAAGGCGCGCUCGUGGACCAAGGCGCGCCCCCGGACCAAGGCGCGCCCCCGGACCAAGGCGCGCCCCCGGACCAAGGCGCGCCCCCGGACCAAGGCGCGCCCCCGGACCAAGGCGCGCCCCCGGACCAAGGCGCGCCCCCGGACCAAGGCGCGCCCCCGGACCAAGGCGCGCCCCCGGACCAAGGCGCGCCCCCGGACCAAGGCGCGCCCCCGGACCAAGGCGCGCCCCCGGACCAAGGCGCGCCCGUGGACCAAGGCGCGCCCGUGGACCACGGCGCGCUCGUGGACCAAGGCGCGCUCGUGGACCAAGGCGCGCUCGUGGACCAAGGCGCGCUCGUGGACCAAGGCGCGCUCGUGGACCAAGGCGCGCUCGUGGACCAAGGCGCGCUCGUGGACCAAGGCGCGCUCGUGGACCAAGGCGCGCGCAUGGACCAAGUUGCGUAA
Molecule: messenger RNA, 1155 nt
Organism: Closterium sp. Yama58-4
Lineage: Eukaryota; Viridiplantae; Streptophyta; Zygnematophyceae; Desmidiales; Closteriaceae
Source: the annotation of a GenBank genome assembly